Molecule: messenger RNA, 1430 nt
Organism: Medicago truncatula (barrel medic)
Lineage: Eukaryota; Viridiplantae; Streptophyta; Magnoliopsida; Fabales; Fabaceae
Product: tetraspanin-10
Exons: 11
Coding region: 338-1132 (264 amino acids)
Biological process (GO): auxin-activated signaling pathway
Cellular component (GO): membrane
Source: RefSeq, a predicted model, not a curated record
UACCGGAUCAACUGAAAAAAAGACAGCUUUUUGGAUGUUGGUGUUACUUGUCACGGUUAUGGUUAUGUUACGGUCUCAUCGGCAUGGUGUGCAUAGGAUGCUGUGUCGUAGGGUGUUGGGUUUUCUUUGGCUUACAAAGUUACAUUAAACACACCGUGUGCGUCACCAUCAUCAUAAAUAUUCAUUCAUAUCAUAACAUCAAACAGUAACUCUUUCUUCUUACUUUUUCUUUUUUAAUUUCCAUUUCUUGUUUUAGAAACAAACAAAAAACAAUCAUUUGAAUAAAAUAAACACAUUCUAGCUAGCUCAUAAUUUUCCCUUUCCCUCUUCUGAAAAAAUGGGGAUGGGAACUAGCACCUUUGUUACUAGAUGGAUCAACUUUCUCACCAUGGUUUUGGCCAUAGUUGUGAUAAUAUUUGGGGUGUGGAUGAGCACUCGUCCUGAUGCCUGCAGAAAGUCUCUCACUAUACCUGUGCUAAGCAUUGGAGCUGUUAUAUUCUUAAUAUCCAUUGUUGGUUUCUUAGGUGCCAUGAAAAGAAGCUCCAUGCUGUUAUGGGUUUAUCUGAUCAUGUUGUUUUUCAUCUUGGUGGGAAUCCUGGUCUUCACGGUAUUGGUAUUCAUUGUGACUAAUAAUGGAUCAGGUCAUAGUGUCACUGGCUUGAGGUACAAGGAGUAUCAACUUCAAGAUUAUAGCUCUUGGUUUCUCAAAGAGUUAAACAAUUCUCAUAAUUGGAAGCGAUUGAGGGCUUGUCUAGUCAAAACUGAAGACUGCAAUAACCUGUCCAAAAGAUAUAAGACUCCGAAACAAUAUAAAUUAGCUAAAUUGACCCCAAUUGAGGCUGGCUGUUGCCGACCACCUUCUGAAUGUGGAUAUCCUGCUGUAAAUGCAUCCUACUACGACUUGACCUUUCAACCAGUUAGCCCCAACCAUGAUUGCAAGCGGUACAAAAAUUCUCGAGCCGUCAAAUGCUAUGAUUGUGAUUCUUGCAAGGCUGGCGUGGCACAGUACAUGAAAAUCGAGUGGAGAGUUGUUGCAAUAUUCAAUGUUGUUUUGUUUGCGGUUUUGUCUAUUAUAUACUUUGUGGGAUGCUGCGCCAGACGAAAUGCUGCUAGGAGCCAAUCUAAGAGUUGAAGGGGAACCUAUAUGCAUUCUUGAACUGCUUUUGAAAUUUGUUGAAGAUGAAAAAACAUAGAUCAGUGUCUUCAGCUAGGGAUGAGCUUGUGGAAUUCAUGUUAGUUUUAGGAUCCCUCGGUGUGAGGAUUUGUAUAUUUUUCAUGAGCUCCAGAUCUUACUUGAAUGGUUAAUAUCUUCUUCAAUGAUACCAUUGAUUUCAUUAGCAGAGAAAAAUUAGAAUUACCAAACUCUAAUGACAUGAUUUCUUUUUUGACAAUCUAUACGAACAGGAAAUUAAUGCCUGUUUGUUCUAUAA